Messenger RNA from Impatiens glandulifera, 1478 nucleotides. Its product is annotated as protein BTR1-like. Gene Ontology annotation, biological process: regulation of gene expression. NCBI's taxonomy places the organism in Eukaryota, Viridiplantae, Streptophyta, Magnoliopsida, Ericales, Balsaminaceae. The transcript has 9 exons. Bases 190 to 1191 code for a protein of 333 amino acids. Gene Ontology annotation, molecular function: mRNA binding. The record is from RefSeq and is a predicted model, not a curated record. Gene Ontology annotation, cellular component: cytoplasm; cytosol.
AUCUGAAGUUUGAGAUAUUGAGAGUAGUAGUCAAAGACUCUUUCGAAGAGCAGGGGGUGGUUGCAGAAGAGAGAGAGAGAGGCUAAGAAAACCGGCACAAGAGAGAAGAGAAGAGAUCGAUCCAACCACAUUACGCGGCACAAGCACCACCGAAAGCCGAACUCUAGCUUGUUACCACCGAUUGUUUCAAUGGCAAUGGAAUCACCGGAUUCACGUCAGGCGUCGUCUACCGAUGCACCACCACCACCGCCUAAGCGAUCUUCUCCUGUUAGUUCGCCAACUCGAGAAAAUGUGGAGAAGAAUCUACAUCUUAGGUUCCUUGUGUCUAAUGCUGAAGCCGGGUCUGUAAUUGGGAAGGGCGGUUCUGCAAUUAGUGAUCUUCAAACUGAAUCUGGAGCCCGCAUUCAGUUGUCACGCAAUAAUGAGUUUUUUCCUGGAACAUCUGACAGAAUAAUUAUGGUAUCUGGAACAUCUAAUGAAAUACUCACAGCUGUAGAGUCUAUUUUGACAAAGUUGCUGAAAGAGUUCUAUGUAGAAGAGGAAGAGGCUGACCCGCACACAAAACUCAGGCUAAUUGUACCAAAUGGAUCUUGCGGUGGUAUUAUUGGAAAGGGCGGUGCUACUAUAAAGUCAUUUAUUGAAGACUCUCAUGCUAACAUCAAGAUAUCCCCUCAAGAUAUCAAUUUCCCAGGGCUGAAUGAUAGGCUUGUAACACUUUCAGGAACCCUAUAUGAACAAAUGCGUGCUAAUGAAUUGAUUCUGUCUAAGCUGGCUGAGGAUUCUAACUAUAUCGGCUCUUUCACUGUUCCAUAUCCUUAUGCAGGUAUUUCCUUUGCUGGUUUUCAUGGUGUUCCAUAUGCGUUUGUACCUCCUUUUGGAACAGCAGCAUACCACGGGACAAACUAUGGAGCGAAUGGCAAUGGUGGAAAGUUUCAGAAUAACAAGGCAACUCCAUCUACCACGACCACCAUAGGUGUAGCGGAUGAACAUAUUGGAGUUGUUGUUGGCCGCGGAGGGAGGAACCUGACAGAAAUCAGUCAGGUUAGUGGGGCUAGGAUAAAGAUAUCCGAUAGAGGCGAUUUCAUACCUGGAACAUCGGAUCGGAAAGUGACUAUCACUGGUUCACAAAGGGCUAUUCGAGUUGCAGAAGCUAUGGUUUCGCAAAAAGUUGCUUCUGUUGUGGAAAGGUGAUGGGUGCAUUUUCUUUGCAUGCUUUUGAUGGUUAGGGGUCUGGGAGAUAGUAAAUUUGUUUUUUUAUAUUUAAUUUAGAAAAAAAACCACAAAAAAAAAGUUAAAGAAGGGAGAUUUCAUUUUAGGGCUGUUUUAUUUUAUUUUAAUCUUUUGUUGUUGUGAUGCAAGUUUAACUUUCUUGGUGACUUUCUUUUGUUUGAUCCAAUGGAAUAGUAAGUAGGGGGUAGUAGUGAAGGAUUUUCAUUUUGGAUUUUAUAUACAAGCUUGAGAUGAUAUGUUUUUUUUUU